GUCCAAGAUGUGAUAUUUUCAGCUGAUGGAAGCAGCAUGUUUUCAUCCUGUGAUUUAUUGAGUCGUGACUCUGCUGAUAGGAACCUGAUGGCUUGGGAUUUCAGUAGUGGGGUGGUUCUCUCCAACCAAAUAUACCAGGAGCGAUACAGCUGUACAAGGCUCAAGCUACACCCGACUGAGGGCCACUUCCUAGCUCAAACUAAUGGCGACUACAUAGCCAUCUUCUCUACACAAAAGCCCUACAAACUCAACAAGGCCAAGCGCUUUCAGGGUCACAAGGGGAACGGCUACGCAGUUGGAUUUGACUUGUCUGUAGAUGGGUCACUAGUGGUCAGUGGCAGUGCUGAUGGUGACACUUACUUUUACAAUUACCACACUGGACGGCUCCUUCGCACACUGACCACUGGUCUGGACAUUUGUACAGAUGUGGCCAUACAUCCUGUAUUGACCAGCACAGUUGCAUGCUGUGGAUGGAAUGGACACAUACAGGUAUGGAGAUGACCAUUACUGACCAAUGGAAGUGUUGUGAUAGCCAUGAACAUUAUUCUGGCAUAAAGAUGACCUUAACUGACCAAGUGUUGU
Mizuhopecten yessoensis (Yesso scallop) is the source of this 582-nucleotide messenger RNA. Its product is annotated as WD repeat-containing protein 25-like. The transcript is spliced from 3 exons. The record is from RefSeq and is a predicted model, not a curated record. Gene Ontology annotation, molecular function: protein binding. The annotation marks the transcript as partial. Lineage: Eukaryota; Metazoa; Mollusca; Bivalvia; Pectinida; Pectinidae.